Galdieria sulphuraria is the source of this 3683-nucleotide messenger RNA. RefSeq names its product protein transport protein Sec24-like protein isoform 2. The transcript has 4 exons. Gene Ontology annotation, cellular component: COPII vesicle coat; endoplasmic reticulum exit site. Gene Ontology annotation, molecular function: SNARE binding; zinc ion binding. Lineage: Eukaryota; Rhodophyta; Bangiophyceae; Galdieriales; Galdieriaceae. Gene Ontology annotation, biological process: endoplasmic reticulum to Golgi vesicle-mediated transport; intracellular protein transport; COPII-coated vesicle cargo loading. The coding region runs from base 17 to 3325 and encodes 1102 amino acids. The record is from RefSeq and is a predicted model, not a curated record.
AGUUAUAGGGUAUCAUAUGAACAGUUCUCAGAGUAAUAUAAAUGUAAAAGGACCUAACAACACGUCAACUGUAGCAGGUGAAGGAAACCAGGAACGUUUUAACACCGGUCCUUAUGCUCGUGGGUUUCCAGGUUUUAUGGGAAAGCCACUAUCCUCGUUACCUCCGCAAGGGAAUCAGUUUGUACAGACAGUGUCCAGAACGGAUAGCAACUUUGCUCAAGGGAAGGACUUUUCGACGUCAGAUAAGUUCAAUGAAAGUGUUGCCGGUAGAGCGUUUACUGCUCCAAAGCAGAGUGGAUUGGGUACGCAAACAAAUACUACAACUGUAGAAAGCAAGCAACACUAUCCAUACGGCAACUCUUUAUACGGAAAACAAGUUUCAUCGCAGCAUAAUUAUCCCGGAGAGCUUCCAACUUCAACGGGUCAAGUUCCAAACAGAGCUCAAGUUGAGAAAGGCAACUUUCCGACGGUAAAACCAGUUCCUCCUACUUCUUCUAUUUGGAACCAAUCUACUAGCAACAGUAACUUUCCAACUGAUGAAAGGUCUACUGUCGGUAAUCUUUAUAACAAACCUCAGUCAAAUUAUUCAACGGUUCCUUCUUCAGCAGCAACAGGCAACAUGGCUGCAACAUCACACUUACCAAGUUCGAUGAGAUAUCCAGAUACAUCAGGAUUGAACCGUCCUCAGUUAUAUGAAAACAAAAAUGUAAACGGAUCCGUCCCUACUAGUCCGCAAGCAGCUUCGCUACCACGACCUGGUCAAGUGAAUAGUUCAACGACCAACUUGGGACAGCAAGGUUCUCAAACUAAACUUAACCCUGCAAUGAUGCCCAGACCUUCGAAUAUUGAAAAGCCAUGUGGUUCCUCAAGAGAUGUUUACAAAACUUUGAAGAGUUCAUCGGAUACUUCUUCAGAUAAUAGUGUUCGAACUCCUCCUAGUUUGGUUCCUUCCUUUAUUGCAGAUUUUAUUAGCGUUGAUACUGGAGUUGCUUCACCGCGUUUCGCAAGAGUCACAUUGUCUUGCUUGCCUACUGAAAAGUCCGUUUUAUCCCAGGUCAACCUACCACUUGCUGCAGUUUUUCAGCCUUUUAGUGUUCCUGUGGAAGGAGAACAAGAGCCGCGACUGGUAGAUUUGGGUUCAUAUGGUCCACUACGUUGUCUGCGUUGUCAAGGGUAUGCUAACCCUGGUUUUCGAUUCACAGAUGGUGGAAGAAAGUUCCGCUGUAACUUAUGUGGAUUUAUUAACGAUGUUCCUUCUGAGCAUUUUGCACAAAUAGACCCUCGCACGGGUAUUAGAAUGGAGGAUAUAAACCGUCGACCUGAGUUUUAUUUUGGUUCUGUCGAAUAUGUAGCCACAAAAGACUACUGUGAUCAAGAACCGGUUCCGGCAACAUUUUUGUUUGUUUUAGAUGUUUCAGCCUCUUCCAUUUAUUCUGGACUACUGGCCGUAGCAUUGGAUUCCAUCAAGAAGAGUCUUGAAGUCAUCCCUGGUGGCGAUAAGGCUCGCGUCAGUAUCAUGACUUUCGAUCGAUAUUUAUAUUUUUAUAGUCCCAAGUUAUCAAGUGGACAUACCUCAGUCUUGACAGUACCUGAUAUUCAUGAACCAUUUUCUCCACUUUGUAGUCAACUGCUCAUAACGUUGACACCAGAGGGCAAAGAACUGCUUCAUAUGAUUUUGUCGUCCAUAGCAACACAGUUUGCCCCAAAAGGAAUUUCAGAAGAUGUCUCUUAUGGUAAGCGUCCUGAUGGAAGUAUUAACUUUGGAACAUAUUCUUCAGAAGCUGCUCUGGCAUCGGCAGUAUCUGCAGCAAAGACUGCUCUUGAGGGGAACGGUGGAGGCAAGAUAGUCUUGAUUUCAGCUAGUUUAUCCAAUGCAGGAUUGGGUAAGUUAGAAGCAAGAGGCGGUGGUGCAAAUUCUGGAGGUGAAGAACGUGAAAAACUGCUAUUGAAACCUGCCAAUCCACUCUAUGAAAAACUCGGUGUCGAAUUGUCAGAGUCUAAAAUUUCCUUAGAUCUGUUUGUUGCACCAACGGGAGCUUAUGUUGACGUUGCAACUAUCGGAAAGCUUGCCUCCAAUUCAGGUGGUCGAGUCUUUCAUUUUCCAUUCUUCCAAACUAAUAAGGAUGGGCGAAAUUUUGAAAAUUGUCUUAUUCGAGCAGUGAAGAGUGUUUGUGCCUUUAACUCUGUCUUGAGGAUUCGUUGUAGUCCAGGAUUGGGUACUGGAGCUCAUUAUGGACAUUUUCAACCACAGCGCUCUUUGGAUAUUGUGAUUCCAGUGAUGGAUUGGAAUUCGACAAUCUCAGUUGAACUUGAAUAUGAUGAUAAACUACCAGAAGUUAAUGAUGGUGCAGUCACUGGAGCACCUUGUAUUCAAUGUGCAGUAUUAUUUACGAACAGUAGUGGAGAACGUCGCAUUCGAGUUCACACUUUGCUUUUAGGCUCAUCUUCGCAGCUUGUUAGCAUAUUUAGAUAUGCCGACUGUGAUGCACUAGUAACUCAUCUCGUGAAGAGGAUGGCAAGAAUGGUCUUGGAAGACCAUAUGCUCAUGUCAAAAGUGAGGGAAUAUCUCACGGAGCGUUGUAUAGAGUCGCUUUAUACGUAUCGAAAAUUUUGUACUGUUUCUGCUUCAAGUGGUCAGUUGAUACUUCCCGAAGCUUUGAAGUUGCUUCCCUUGUUUUCUUUGGGCAUUUUAAAGAGUACUGCAUUUUCUUUGAACUCAAGUAUAUCACCCGAUGAACGAGCUGUUGCAUUGUUUCAUGUUUCAUAUUUAGGAAUGGCAGAAAGUGUUGCCUAUGUAUAUCCUAGAUUGUUUAAUCUUAGUUCUUUACCUGAUGCAGCAGGUAUGCCAUUGGCGUUGCCAAGAAAUCUGCCAAAGGAUUAUAUAGGAGUGGAUGGGAAUGUGAUCAAUGAAGAGCCUGUUGCGUUACCUCCAACAGUUGGCUUAUCAAGCGAAGUGCUUUCUCCAGAUGUUGUUCUCUUAUUGGAAAAUGGCAUCGAACUGUUUGUCUGGAUAGGAGAAAAUAUCAGCCCCGAAAUAUGCAAAGAAAUGUUCGGUGUGGAUCAUAUUCCUAUGAUUGAAGAAUUCUAUGAUAGUCUUCAUUCCACCCAAAAGAUGCCGAAUUCUUUGCGACAGAGAUGUCUUUCUAUUUUUACACGAAUUUUAAGACAAAGACCCUUAAUUGAAAAGAUCCGUAUAUUUGGAGCCAAGGACCAAGGAGUAAAUGCUUUUACUGACAGACUUGUUGAAGAUCGAACAAGUUAUUCGAUGAGUUACGUAGAAUUUCUCUGUUAUGUUCAUCGUGAGAUUCAGAAAAAGUUAGUUUGAACUAUCAUAAAGUCUUACAAAUGGUUCGCCUUUAUACCUUUUCUUGCAGAGUGAAAACUGCUUAUAUAGAGGAGUGUAGGGAAACCAUUUGUUAUUUGAUUAACGUAUGCUAUGGAGAAUUCUGACAUAAUUCUUAUGCAGGUUUCAUCGGGCUAUAAUGCUUGAAGAAGUGCAGAACUAUUCCAUGGCCAAUCAUUUCUAACGAUUCAAUUGGAAGAAAAAGCUGAGAGUAGCAACGAUUGGUCGAAAUGGACUUGGACUGUCCAUUUGCAUCAUCGCAUUCCACGUAAUUGCGAUUGUUCUUUGCCAAAACAUUUUUCCUUGUUGAUAUUGUUUCAAUAAAGCACCUCCAGUGCUC